This is a messenger RNA of Cordyceps fumosorosea ARSEF 2679, 906 nucleotides long. RefSeq lists its product as hypothetical. The coding region runs from base 1 to 906 and encodes 301 amino acids. NCBI's taxonomy places the organism in Eukaryota, Fungi, Ascomycota, Sordariomycetes, Hypocreales, Cordycipitaceae. The transcript is spliced from 3 exons. The record is from RefSeq and is a predicted model, not a curated record.
AUGCAGCGGUGGAACCGCCAAACUUUGGACUUGUUUGCGUCUUCAGCCCUUAUUGGCGGGCCAGGAGCCGACGGAGGCGCCAAGAGCGGUAGAGAAGAGGAUGGAGGGCAGUGGGAGGGAGAAGUGCGCGGCGAGCACGUCGUGGUAGAGCGCGGAGGGCGUAAGGAGCCGCUGCGCGGCUUCGAGGGAGUGCAAUACCUAAAAGGUGGAGGUGGGCAGCCGGAUUGGGCAUCUUUGGGUGGUUUUCUGGCUUGCCAUGACGCAUGGUUGACGGUCGGAAGUGUCGGACAGAGCUACCAGGCCGUAACCAAUCUCCCAAACAUCUCUUCACUAUCAUAUCUUCGGGAGUAUCGAAUCCUACCAGUGGCAAACUCUACUUCAUCAAAUUUUAUCUUCACAGUCGUCGCUCAAUAUUGUAAAGCUGCCAACAUGGAGUCCGAUGCCCGCAAGAAACCAGCAACGCCUCCGCCAUCACUGCCCCACUCUCCAGAACUCAUGGUCAGGAUGCCUGCAGACGAGGCCGAACCUGGUACCCUGUACAAGCUUUUUAUGACCCCAAUCUAUUUUGUAUCGUUCCUGGUGUCAUUAACUCUUGUUGAUAUCCACUACACUCAACUUCGCAUGCAUACUCACGCCGAGUCCCGCAGCAGGUUACCGAGCUGGCUACAUGACAUUUUAUACUCCAGAUAUUCGUACCAGGACUCACAGUGGAAACCCAGCGACGUGACUGAGCCAUGGCACUACCACAGCAAACAGAAGAAACUCAUGAGAAUGGAAGCCGAGGAUGCAUUUCGACUUCGUGGCACCGUGAUCGCUGGGCUUGCUGGGCUUGCUGUGGCGGCAGCUGCUGGGACAACAGCUGCACUGUAUUCACUAAAAGUCCUUCUGUCGUGGCUUCUCGGGUGA